Bactrocera latifrons is the source of this 1711-nucleotide messenger RNA. Its product is annotated as polycomb protein esc. Gene Ontology annotation, biological process: negative regulation of transcription by RNA polymerase II. The record is from RefSeq and is a predicted model, not a curated record. The transcript has 4 exons. NCBI's taxonomy places the organism in Eukaryota, Metazoa, Arthropoda, Insecta, Diptera, Tephritidae. Gene Ontology annotation, cellular component: ESC/E(Z) complex. The coding region runs from base 105 to 1391 and encodes 428 amino acids. Gene Ontology annotation, molecular function: nucleosome binding; protein binding.
GAGCACCGGUCAAUAAUUAGAAAACGUGUUUAAUUCUUUAAAUUAACGUAUUUAAAUUAUUAUUCGAUAAACAUAGCGUUAAUUUGUUAUUUGUUACAUGUAAAAUGUCUAAGGUUAAAAGUGACAAAGUGACGUCAAAAGACAGUGUACAUGGUGAAAACAGUGAAGAUUCGUGCGGUGAUGACACAGCCAGCGUCAGCACUAAUAAUACCUCUCGCAGCAAAUCACCAACCACACGGCGAUCUCGUGGUCAUAGGCGUAGCAACAAAUCAAAAGCACGUAAACCUGCAUAUAAAUAUGAUUAUCAUGUGAAGGAAAAUCAUGGACAGGCGAUUUUCGGUAUUAGUUUCAAUCAGUGGUUGGGGAACGAUCAGCCGCUUAUAUUCGCCACAGCAGGUAGCAACCGCUGCACUAUUUAUGAGUGUCCACGCCAAGGUGGUAUAAAAUUGCUCAUGUGUUACGCCGACCCGGAUCCGGACGAGGUGUUCUACACAUGUGCUUGGUCAUACGACAUUAAAACAUCACUACCCCUGAUAGCCACGGCUGGUUAUCGUGGUGUGAUUCGGGUUAUUGAUGUGCAAAAAAAUGAAACUGUGGGCAACUACAUUGGCCAUGGGCAAGCCAUUAACGAACUGAAAUAUCAUCCGCGACAGCCGCAUCUCUUAUUAUCUGGUAGUAAAGACCAUGCAAUACGCCUUUGGAAUACACAAUCGCACGUGUGUAUAGCAAUUUUUGGUGGUGUGGAAGGUCACCGUGAUGAGGUGCUUUCUAUCGAUUUUGAUUAUCGUGGCGAACGUAUUAUGUCCAGUGGCAUGGAUCACUCUUUAAAACUAUGGUGUAUAAAUACAGAAGAUUUUAAAGAGAAAAUCGAAUUUUCGCGAACAUUCAAUCCAAAUAAAUCACAGAGGCCUUUUCCAACAAUAAUGCAGCACUUCCCCGAUUUCUCCACACGAGAUAUACAUCGAAACUAUGUGGAUUGUGUGCAAUGGUUUGGCGAUUUCGUCCUAUCUAAAUCAUGCGAGAAUUCCAUAAUUUGCUGGAAACCCGGACAGCUGCAUCAAGGAUUGCCGCAACUCAAACCCAAUGACCCGUCAUGCACCAUUAUCGCCGAAUUUGACUAUGAUGAAUGUGAAAUAUGGUUUGUUCGGUUCGGAUUUAAUCCGUGUCACAAGAUAAUUGCAUUGGGAAAUCAGCAUGGUAAAGUGUACGUGUGGGAACUCGAUCCCAGUGACCCUGGGCACACAAACACGAGUACGCUAAAUAAUUUGAAAUGUAAUUCUCCUGUGAGGCAAGUGGCAUUCUCACGUGAUUCCAGUGUCCUGGUCUAUGUAUGUGAUGAUGGUACAGUCUGGCGAUGGAAUAAAACCAAUAUCGUGCAAAAAACGCCAUAAAGAUCUCACAAAGAGAGAGAGUGAUCAUUUUUAUACUUUCCUUAUUAUUUAGUCGCAGUAGGAUUAGUAAUUUAGUAUGAAACUAACCAAAUCGAAAAUGCCAAGUAAAAUAUACCAAACUGAGGAACGGAAAAAUAUGUUUAAACUUUUUGUUUUUGGUAGUUUGUUAUCAUAUAAGUCUAACAUAAGUAGAAAUAAUUUUUAAUAGUUAAGGAGAAAAUUUCUGUGCGUAAACGCUCAUGAAUGCCUUCAAUAUGAAAAAAAACGGAUUAUUUAACUGUUUAAUGUCUUUUAUAUGUAUGUACUUAUUAAUCUCAUUA